This is a messenger RNA of Amphibalanus amphitrite, 6693 nucleotides long. RefSeq lists its product as uncharacterized. Bases 85 to 6270 code for a protein of 2061 amino acids. The transcript has 8 exons. The record is from RefSeq and is a predicted model, not a curated record. NCBI's taxonomy places the organism in Eukaryota, Metazoa, Arthropoda, Thecostraca, Balanomorpha, Balanidae.
GAGCUUGAUAAGUCUCAAGGUGAUGCUGGUCUCCUGACAGCGCGCAUUACGGCUCAAGAGACCAGCACGAUUCAAAAAGACGCAAUGCCACGCUCGGCUCCCUGUAGCUCGAACAAAGAGGAUGGCACUUUGACUAACCAGACAUUACCAGGAUCAAGAGAGCAGAGUCUGCAUCCGAUACCUGGAGCUGACGCUCUCCCACCACCCACCUUGAUUCCCUGUGGUGCCCGAAACCUGGACAAAGAACAGAUGGCGGACGCCACCAAUACGGGGCCACCAGAUCUUCCUUUGGUGGAGAGUGCUGAUGACGCGACUUCGGCAUCACUUAUUGAAGAUCAGACUGAACCCACCAGUCGCAAUGUGACCGAUCCUGACAGUGAGGCUCGCAAGACCAGUCAGACCACUGAAAACGAAACGCCAAGUACACAGACGAUGCAGCCGGAGAACGCAGACGUUGAUGACUCAGACUCCACCGUGGUUAGAGAUACGGGCUAUCAAGAAGUCGCCGCAGAGUCGCACAAGUCAGACGCAGAGUCAGAGUCAGACUAUGCGCCCGGCCGGCGACGAGUCAAGCGUCGGAGAAUCAUUCGCCCACUGAGCAGUGACUCGUCUGAGGAAGAAGAGCAAGCAGCUUCGCGAAGAAACACCAGAAACAGUCGAAGAAGUCCUGAUGAUGAGUCGGCGAAACAUCAACCACCUGCCACGCGAAGCUCCCGCAGGAAAACACGGUCAAGCCUGGUACAAAAGGUGGUAGAACCUGACGAUACAGAUGACGGUUCUGUCCUUCCAGCAAGAUCGUUGAGGAAGAGGCGGAAGGACUCUUCCAGGAGCUUGCUCAGGCAGUCCGAAGAUGUGAACAUACGUGCUUCUCCACGGCUGGCUGGCAUAGCGCUUGUGAAUGUGGAUGACUCCAGAGGUACCCGUCAAUAUCGCUCCGUCGCUGAUUGGGUGGAUGACGCUCCUUUCGAUGGGUUUUAUCUAUCAUCAGUGGAUAGUCAUCUCGUUUCGGCGAAACUGAGGCGUUGGGCGCAGAGUCACGAGCUAAAACUUGCUCGAAUGGUAGCACAAAGUAGAACGCUUACUCGGGAUAGCAGAAGCCGGUCGGCGGCGGCGCUUACCCAGUGCGAGGGUAGAGUGAAUGAUGCUUCAGUGGCUGAAUCUACCGCUGGAAGUGCAUCUUCACGUAAUCACGCUGACCAGAGCUCAGAAGUUUCGAUGCUCUCUGAGAAGACAGCAUCUCAAAUGCGCCCCUGUUCUUCGAGGAACGCAAGUGACAGGGCCGGUCGGAGAGCGAUGGCAGUGGAAGGAAUCGAGAUCGGCUCAACAGAGGACGAUGCAGCCUCAUCGUCACCAACACGGACAAGAAGUCUUCGACGACAGAGAAACAGCACAACACCGUCACAAUCGCCAAGACAGCUGCGACACAACCUCAGAAGCGCCAGUGUUGGUAAAACUGCAGGUGGUGACCACGAAUCUGAACGGAAGCACUCUCUGACGGCCGAGCGUCGACGAACGAAGGCCACAGAGACCGCAGAGCAGCCAGCUCCAGGAAACGUCCCCGCAACAAGGCGUCGUGGAACACCACUCAUCGAAACCCCAGACAAGGCAGAGACCGAGUCUUCCACGACGGAACUCCGACGAACGAGAACAAGUAGGUCAGUGGAUGAGGCAGAACCGGCUCUAGAAAUGUGUCGACUCAAAAGUAGAGCCACCGAGACCGCAAGCGAAUCGGAGGUCUCCCCUACGAGCCGACGCCGCAGAUCCAGAACCAGUGAGACCUCAUCAGAGACGGCAGUAGAACCGAGUGUCCCGGAAGUAGUCCGACGCCGGAUGCCUACUCGUCAGGACGGUAUAGAGGACGGCUCAACCGGGCUUCGAUCUCCCCGAGCGGGAAGGCCUGGUCUCCGACGAGAAAGAAGGGCAGUCGAAACCGAUUCCGGAGAUGAGAAUGCCAAGGAAGUGGGAACGAAGGUAUCGCCGCUGCACCCACAGUCGCCACUAGGGCAGAAGAACUCGGAGCGUUCGAACUUGGUGGAAACGGCGUCGCCCAUGAGACAGUUGAGGAGCAGGAAGUGUAGUGAUGCUGUGGAGGUGGCGUCUAGUCUUGGUGAAAAUCUGCAGGCUUCUUCUCAUGAAGUGUCACCUGCUGGUAAGGCCGUUAACGAAGACCAACCGAAAACGUCUGCGUCCUCAGAGAAGUUGGAAUUGGCGUCAAGUGAUCCACCCUCUCUCAGACACCCUUCUAAAGAGUCGAGCGAAGCUUCUCAUCUGCAAGUUCCGGCCAGAAACCUCGCAGUUAGACCAUCUGCUCUUAGUGAAGAGCCUCGUGCUGACACAUCUAACCCUAUCACAUCAUCUGCCCUUUCAUCUGUUACCAUCGCUCCGACCCGACUGGCCAUACACCCUGUGGAGGCUCUGCUGAGACCAUCCAGAGUUCUCCGAGCGAGACCUACAGCUAGGCAGGUGUCAAUGCCCGGUAGCCGGCUCAGCAUGGAGCCUAGCAAAGCAGCUUCAUUUGCCGGUAAGAGCGACCCUCUGGUACCGUCUGUCAGCAAGACCUAUCUGUCUCAAGCUACCAGUAAGAACCCUUUGCCCACGGGAGAGGAAGGAUGUAGCAACGCCUUGGCGCAACUCUCAAGCAAAGAUAACGUGGUCGUAAAUGCAUAUAAGGGCGAAACAACCCGGUCCGAUGUGUGUGACCAAGCUCAGGCUAGCGAGGACAUGGAGCAUGAGCGUGCAGAAACCCUUGAACAGCAGCCAACAGUUGGUGGAGAAGCUGAUGAAGCUGUUGACGACAAUCACGAGUGGGCUGCCGAAGUAUCGUCAGACUCUGACAGCUCAGGAGAUAAUGACAGUAGGCUGAUGAUCGAAGAUGGCUCCAUGGACAUGACCCAGGACUCGACCGAGCCAAGUGCGCGUUGUGUUGAGGAAGCCCACACCGGUGAUGCUGAGAGAGAAAUUGUGGAUGAUGGUUCGCGUGAUAGAGUUCGUGGGGAGGUAGCGAAGGCAGGUGUAGAAGAUUCGCUGACGGAUGAAGGAAGAUCAGAAUCUCCGAAACAAGCCCCCGCACAGAAACCAGGUCGUCUUCCUCAACGGGAGAGGAAAGGCUCCGACGAAGGAACACUUGGGAAGUUCACCAGAGUGAAACCUGGUCCAAUAUCGUAUCCUGACACUGGCACAGAAACAAGAUGUCGUCCGACAAAAGUGCGGAGGGAAACCAGAGCAGGUGACUUGACUGCGACGAAAGCAGUUGGGCGAGAAGGAGAUAGCGAACCAAGGAAACGCAAAAAGCGAGCAAGCGAAGGAGUUGUCACCUCGGCUCUAACCAAAGAGGCUUAUGCUCCCGAAAGAGCUGUUGGUCUCCCGACGAUGCACCCUACAGCGCAAGAAAAUGCAGCAGCUAAGCGGAGCUGCAAACAACAGGAACAUGCAGCCAGUCAAGAAGAUGAACCUGAGAUGGACACGACAAGUCUACCGGACUCGGUCUCCUCAUUGAAGGAGACAGUGGAGCCUGCAAGUGGUGCUCGAAAGGGUAGGAAGAAACAGAAACGUCCCUUGUCGCCGCCUUCAGAUGACGUCAUAGAAACAGCGACCCCGCAGAUCAAUCAAGACGUUGAUGUGUCGGAGUCUCUUCCACAACGUCCUGCGGCGCCAAACGUCUUUGUUCGCCCAUCCCGCCCUGUGUCUGUGACUGGGUCCCUGGAAGGCCCACCGAGGAAGGAAGUUGGUCGCGGCUCGCGGCUUCUGGCCAAACUCCGCAGAGCUAACAGCCGGUCAUCAGCAACACCGACGCUUCCUUCUCGUGUUGGAGCAUUCGCGACUAAAACUUCGUCUCAAACCCCGGUCAUCAGCUCGGCGGAGACGACGACCCGUCUUGUUCCACGCAUCACCCCGAGUGUUGAGGUCCAGAAUGAAUACCGCCAGUCUCGUCCACCGCCUGAGGAUCUAGAAGCUCUAGGCGCCUGGGCGUCGAGACCUCGCGAGUCAAAGCUGCGUUCGUCUGACGGUUCAGCUGAAGCUUAUCCCUUGGGAAGGAGUAUGACUGGUUCAGAUCUUCUGACCGAAGCGAGGGAGCGACGGAGGGCUCCGUUGAGGAAGAGCUUAUCCCACAAGACUGAUGCGACCUUUGAGAAAUUGCAGAAGGCUUCAGGGAAGAGUGACUCCUCCAUGGUUACGAAGCACGGAAGGUUAGACAUGUCUUCGUCAAGUGAAUUCACAAGGUGUUCUGAUCCACCGCAGAAGACAAGCCCGACACAUGCGGCUCCUGGUGCGUCAAACUCGGUUGGAGUGCCACCAAAGCUCAGCAACAUCACAGUGGGUCGUGCCGAGCGUCAGAAACCCGCACAGCCUACUCCCGCUCUACUCGAAGAGGUAGAAGACCACCGACCACCCACCAAACGACCUCGCAUGGCUCACCAGGCUGCGCCAACUACCGACGCAUCAUCGCGGGUCAAAACUUCCGCACCUCGAGUCACGCAUCGGAAAACGUCGAAGCAGAAUGAGACACAGCAGCUGCCGAGCUUUUAUCAACUCUUGGAGAAACCUCCUACUCCGUCCCCUGCCAUGUCGCCGGCAUCAAACGCUGGGUGGUCCCAGAUGUCGCCUCAUCCCGGCAUGUCGCCAUCACCCAACACUUCGCUGCCUCCGAUGUGGCCAUCCGUAGCGAUGUCUUCUAAGUCUAACGCUCGGCUGCCUCAGAUGCCUACGCCGUUGCCGGUUGCAUCCCUGCGGCCAGCAGUGCCGUGGGAAACGACGCCGGCACGGAUGUCGGAUACGCCGUCAGUGAUGCAGCCUACAACGACGGGCGUCGAGUCUGCCACGUGUUCAACGGACGCCUCGGCGAUUCUGUCAAAGAUUGCUGCUGGUCCGCUAUCGGAGGCCGAUCUGGCGCUUCUGAUUGGUCAGCUGGUGAAUGAGCAGCCGAACACAGCUGGCUGGAAACAGCUGCUGGUCAGAGUGGGCGGUAGCAAUGCUACGGACGAGUCCAUUGUUAGUCACCUCUGCCACCGAAUGGCUCUGAUACCCGAGUCUCCACCGCCCCAACCGAAGGACGAGCGAGGCACCUUUGAUCUCACCGCCGAGCCAGCACCGGAAGUGGCGCGUGUUUGCGCAUGCGCAGUACAGCUUCAGAGACGGAACCGGCCACGACUGCAGGCGCUGUUGAGGACGGCCUGCCGCGAGCAGCUGCUGAGGAGACAACCGGAGCUGCCGCUGCCGGCUCGGCGCCAGCUGCUCCGCCUCCACGCUGCCCUCUGUCGGCUGUGGGGCGCUACUAGUGAGUGUCGCUCGCUGCUCCUAGAUGUCGCCCUCAGACACCCGGCUGAACUGUGCUCCUAUCUGCUGGCUGUUAUGUCCAGCUGGCCACGGGCGUUCGGACGCAGGAAAGACAUCUCGAUCUCUCCGUUGGAGCGUGUUCUUCUCUGCGUGGCUCUCGUCUCCCCUUCUGAAGACCAACAAGAGGUCAUAGGAACCCUCCAGCCGCUGAUCAGAGCUAGUUACGGCAGAGUUGACACAGGAGAGCUGGGAAUCUGUGACGCAGAAAUGCUGGCGGAUCGGCUGGUGAUUGAGAUGACAGAAAGCGACACCGAAGACGCCUCUCUACAACACUGCGCCGCCCUGCUGCUCCUCUCGGCUAUUCGUGGACCUAAGUGGACCAACGACUGUCCCCUGGAGAAGGCCGUGGUGCCGCUGCUGGCGAGGAGAAGUGAUGCGGGGAACAGGACGAUGAACAUGGAGACGGGGGCGGCUGCUGCGGUCAGACUCACAGGGGAUCUGGCGGCGUUCUAUCAGACACCAACCGAUAGACUGAUGGAGGAGGCAGUCUGUAUCUUGGAAGGAGUGACGCUGCAUGGCGCCACGGACGCCGCGUCUCCGGUCACAUCUGCGGCUCGUUACGCCAUUGAUCUGCUUCUACGGCGGCAUCUUCCCGAAGAAACCGAUCGACGACUUAGACAGUGUCUGAGUGCACUGCCGGAGGUGACCGAAAACAGCGCCACCUAUAGUUCAGCGGCGGGAGAAAGCGCCAUCUAUAGUGCCGCGGGUGAUAGCAGUGCCAUCUAUACUGCGUCGGCAGUGAAGGACAACAGUGCCACCUAUACUGCACCUGGCGCUACUAGCGUCAUCUGUGGAGCGGUUGGUGCUUCUGGUGAUAGUAGGGCCAUUCGUGCAACAAACCUCAAAACUGGUGUCGUAGCUGCUGCCACCUGUCGGCCGGUGGACGAAGCUCGUCCCGUUACUCGUUGGUUCGGAACUACCGACGAAUAUUUCUGAUGGCGCCAUCUUGGAUUUUUGGCUGUGAUGUAGGUGUGUGUUUGUGUGUGAGGAAUCUACUGUGAAAAUGUUCAUACAUAACUGAAGGCCAUGUAAGUUAGAUGAGUCGGUUGUCGAUGAUGUCAUGGUUGCGAUAGAAUGAAAUGCGAAAUCUGAUCGGAAGAAGUCGAUUUGUUGUCAUAGUUCAGAUAUCAACCGUUUUUGUCGCAUUGGUAUAUGCUAAUCCAGAGGCAAUGAUGCACUGCCUGGUGGGCUGUGACGUCAUAGGUAACAUACUAUGACGUCACUACAUGAGUGACGUCAGUGACCCAAGCCUAUGAUUAUGUUAGUCAUCAAUGCUCAACUGAUGUAUGGUAUAGUUUCCACUGCCGUUUGAGAGUAAGGUUGAAGAAUAAACGUGCUAUUGCUUGCUACGAUGCCAAA